AUGGCUCAAGAAGACAAGUUAUUUAUCGACAAACUAGAAGGAGUUAAAAAUUGGCAAGUAUGGAAAUAUCAAAUGCAAGUUAUAUUGGAAGCUAGAGAGUUGUGGGGUCACGUUGAUGGAACGGCAACCAGCCCGGCUUUAUCAGAAAGCAGUUCAUCAAGUUCAUCGGCUCAAACAGCUUUCGAAAAAGCUCAGAGGAAGACCAAAGCUCUACUUGUUACGAGUAUAAAUUCGAAUCUUGUGCAUCUCAUUACUGAGCCAAAGCAAAUUUGGGACAAACUGAAGGAACGUUUUGAAAGAAACAUUGUAGCAAACAAAUUGUUUUUGAAGCAGAAAUUAUUUUCUUUGAAAAUGAAAGAUUGUGAUUCCCUCGAUGAUCAUCUACGCCGCAUAAAAGAAAUUACUGACCAACUGGCAGCCAUCAAGGCGCCUAUUCCUGAAGAUGAACAUAUUGUAGCCCUGUUACUCAGCCUUCCACAAUCAUAUAACACUCUAACAACUGCAUUGACUGCAAAAGGAGACGAGCUUAGCCUAACUCAAGUGCAUCAAGCACUCAUGAGUGAAGAAGAAAAAUGUGGCCUAUACAAGGGCAAAGAUGGUGGUGGUCGAGUCGACAAGGGUGAAACUGCCUUACAGCAUGAAAAGACAAGUCGAAAGCCUAUCAAGUGCUUUGGAUGCGUCGAAGAGAAUCAUGUGAUCAGAAAUUGUCCGGAAAGAAAGAAAGAAAGGGCAGCAUGA
Messenger RNA from Paramuricea clavata, 738 nucleotides. Lineage: Eukaryota; Metazoa; Cnidaria; Anthozoa; Malacalcyonacea; Plexauridae. The record is from the annotation of a GenBank genome assembly.